AUGGACGGUCUUAGACGUGAAGGUGGUGUAGUUGGUCUUGGUGUAGGUAUGGGCAGUGGUGGUUAUGGCAUUGUUGCUGGUGGCACUGGUGGUGGCGGUCUUGGAGUUGGUGUUGGUGGUACUGAUGGAGGCGGUGGUGUGGUUGAAGGCGGUGUUGGUAGUGCGGAUGGAAGCGGUGACUGUGGCGUUGGUGAUGCUGAUGGUGAUAUUGGUGCUGGUGGAGAUGGCAUUCAAGAUAAUGUUAGUGGUGUUGACGGAGACAGUGGUGCUGGUGGAGGCCCUGCGUGGCCUGUGUGUUUGUUGAAUGUAAUGGAACAAGUAUGUCUUGGUACUUUUUGUUAA
Molecule: messenger RNA, 342 nt
Organism: Lactuca sativa (garden lettuce)
Lineage: Eukaryota; Viridiplantae; Streptophyta; Magnoliopsida; Asterales; Asteraceae
Source: RefSeq, a predicted model, not a curated record